This is a messenger RNA of Penicillium pulvis, 597 nucleotides long. RefSeq names its product YwbE family protein. NCBI's taxonomy places the organism in Eukaryota, Fungi, Ascomycota, Eurotiomycetes, Eurotiales, Aspergillaceae. The record is from RefSeq and is a predicted model, not a curated record. The transcript has a single exon. Bases 1 to 597 code for a protein of 198 amino acids.
AUGAAUCGUCAAAAACGACAUGACGGCCAUGGCAGCCAUCGCCCCUCCCAUCCCCGCGUGCCUCCCUCGAGAUCCAUCAACCCCGGCACACCGGUCAAGAUUGUCCUCAAGUCCGACCAGCCUACAGGGCGUACAGUGUCAGGCAUAGUCAACGAAGUACUGACGCGCGGCGACCACCCGCGAGGUGUCAAAGUGCGUCUCACCGACGGGCGCGUCGGAAGGGUGCAAAGCUUAUGGAUCGGUAAUGAACCAUCAGACUCAACGCAGGAGGAGGCCAACCCAGGAGAGGGUCUACAACUAAGCAUAGAUGGAGAUGAUAUUAGUGGAAGGCGCAAUCGCUUUGCUGCGCGCGACAUGCAUCUUAAGGGCCCGUACGAGCCUCCACCGGAAGCGCUUGGGCUAGAUAUGUACAUCCGUCCUGCAAAGGGAAAGAAGCGGGCUGGCAAAAUACAGGAGCGGCAUACUUUGGACGAGGGGGAUUUUGAAGCAGCCACCGCUCCCCAAAUAACAACGGCAAGUGUGUCGUGUCCUGUCUGUGGCGCAUUCGAAGGGGAUGCAGCUGCCGUGGCGCAUCAUGUUACAGGACAUUUUGAAUAG